Molecule: messenger RNA, 5687 nt
Organism: Monopterus albus (swamp eel)
Lineage: Eukaryota; Metazoa; Chordata; Actinopteri; Synbranchiformes; Synbranchidae
Gene: fmn2a
Product: formin 2a
Exons: 18
Coding region: 425-4750 (1441 amino acids)
Biological process (GO): cortical actin cytoskeleton organization; actin nucleation
Cellular component (GO): actin filament; cytoskeleton; cytoplasm
Molecular function (GO): microtubule binding; actin filament binding
Source: RefSeq, a predicted model, not a curated record
CAGGUUUCAACAAACCAAACGUGGAAAACACUCUUCAAUUUGAUACUGCGUAAGAAGUCUCGUUAUUUUAUGAUUUCUUACCUUAGAGUCUCGCAACCUGUCUGACACUAACAUUAGCGCCGAGUGUGUGAGUUUAAGCUGAAACUGAUCAAACGGAAGUGAGGUCGUUGACUGCCUUACAGUUCUGCCUGUUCCCACGAUGAGGCCCGAUGAAGUUAGUGAGGGGAGUCUCAGACAGGGCUAAUGGGACCAGGCCAAAGACGAAGACAUGUGAUGAUGAAGACAUGUGAUGAUGAAAACAAACUUCAUGUGACCCAUGGCUAAUGAGCGGCUCAUAAAGACACCCAAUUGUGUUUUCUUCAGUCAGUGCGGAGUUGCUGAGGAGAGCCCACCAGUCAGCCUCUGUAGAUCAUUUCAACCCUAGAUGAAGUGCAGGAUGCAGACUAUUAAGACGGUGGAGACCCAAGUGCCCUUUCUGAAGGAGAGUUCCUUCAUUCCCGCUUUCAAAGGCAGGAGGAAGAGCAGCAUCACCAACCUCCUCUGUAAACCGCACUCACUCCUUAAUCAACACCACCAGCAACAACAAUGUAUUUUAGAGCAUCAGCAGCAUCCUAAGCAAUUUCUUCCCCCUUCAGUUGAAAAUGAACAAGGGCAGUGCGCUCGGGAGCAUCAGUGGCUUGUGUGUUUGACCAGCAGCCCGUUAUGCAAGACAGCUGAGUGUGCAGGAGCAGAUGGGGAUAGAAAGGAGGAGCAGAAAGAGGGGAAGGAUCAGAUAAUACACGGGGCUGUGCCAGGGAUGGAGGCAGAGCUGCGAGUGAGUGCUUGUGAGCCUGUGGCUGUUAGUGCCAGUCUCCUCCUCCUUUCAGCAUCAGUGGUGCUGGGGGAGCCAGCAUCAUUCUCACAGCUGCCUCUGACUGUUGUGGGCAGACAGCAGGGUUUAGGCAGAUUUGAAACAGCUCUGACUGACAGAGGACCAACAUCAAUAGCAGCCCAGGGGGAAGACCAGCAUGCCCAGCCUCGACCCAAGCAGCAGGGCCUGUUAGCCAAGGGUGUCCGCCUGAUCAGGAACAUGGGGAAUUCGGACACAAAGCAGAAAAGAGGAGGAGGAAGUGGUGGAGCAGCAGGGGAUGUUUCCUGUGAUGGUGAUAUUGAUGAGAGACAUGCAGACAAAAAAUCUAAAAAGUCCCAGAGUAAGAUAAGUAAAGGAGGGGGCAGUAGUGGUAAGAAGAAAUCAGGGUCCAAGAGUUCUGUGUUUUCUGGUAUAAGGAUCAGGAAAAAGGCAAAAGGAUUGGCCGUGGAUGACACGUUGGAAGGUGGGAAUGCAAGGCUGAAACCCAGUGCAGAGAGCCUGUCAGCUGACGACAAGGGCAUGCUAUCAGAUGUCGAGGGCAAUCUAAGCUAUUUGACCGGAGACAGUCACCAAUCUGUGCUGGAUGAGACUGGCCAGAAGACGAGCUCAGAAUCGGACCCUGACCUAUAUAGUUUUUACUCGGCAGCAGCUGAAAAUGAAGAUCUCUUCUUUGACAUCCAACAGGCCGUGAAAAUCAAAUGUGUGUCUAGUGAAAGCGUACUGGAAACGGUGACUGGCUACUUAACUGAAAUGUUGACCACUGAGGGAAACAAAGCCCCUGAGCAGGUAGUAUCUCCCAAGUUAUUUAAUCUGGAUAAGGGAAUUGUCUGUCCCCGCAUUAGUAGUGAAAGUGUAGCUGAAGAACUUGGCACGGAGUAUAAGAAAUUUGAGAACGAAAGUCAUGACCUACCCAUAUCUAGAAAUUCAUCAGGUCCAAGCUCCCUGAGUGAGAGUGGUCCAGACACAGAGGGUAGCAGCAGCCUUCCCCCAAAAACAAACAGCACAUAUAGCUUCCCUGACACUACAACCACCACCACCUCAUUCGAGAGUGCUGAGGAGCCCCAGGAUGAGCUGCUCUUCCAGCAUAGUCAAGGUAGUCUGGCUGCACAGAACUCUUGUGUGCCGGGUUCUCACUUGUAUCCCAUGGUGGCAGGGCCAAUGGGGGCUCACAAAAGUGCAAGCAGCGAGGACUUGUCUAAGGAGAGGGUGGAGGAAAAGGAAACCACGAGAUGGGACUUGUUCCUGAAAAGGCGGAAGAGUAGUUUUUCUUUUGGCCAGCUAACAGACAGCGUUGCGGUUCCUGAGUGUAGACGGGCUUCCUCCAGUUCCUCUUCAACUGUUAAAUUCUACCCUCCAGUCCUCCCCUCCUAUGUUAAGACCACCACCAGACAGCUCAACUCUCCAGUUGGCUCACCCAUCACCAGUCCCUAUGCACCCAGGAAAACAGAUGCCACCACUGCUUCAGUGGAAUCCAGUGGGGCCCAGGGUUUCGGGGUACGCAAACAACGUUCCUGCUCCAUUGCUGGGCCCAUCGGUGUGUCUGCAGACUGGAUCCCAGACCUGGAUGAGCUAAGAAGAAGGAAUGACGGCAGAGCCAAAUUUCCAGAGCAGCCGACAUCAUUGAGUAGUUACACAGGCGGGAUUUACUGGACAUUGGGUGCCAGGAGAGCGCAGUAUGGACGGCAGGCCUGUACAACUACAGAACCCCACCUGGAUGUCUUCUCUGGUCAUGCUCUGUUGGACAGGCUGUGUAUGCACCAUGGUGAUGGGUCUACAGAAGAGGAGGCGAAGGAACUGUGUCAGCGAAUGCUGGCCCAGGGUCUGCUGCAGCCCUUCGGCGAUAGUACUGCAAAAGUCCGUGGUGACAGCACUGGCUCAGUGGUCUUUAAUGAGGAGCAGCUGUACACCUGGGUAACUGUAGGGCUACCAGUGUCUGCCCACCUGUGGGAACUCUAUGGGGGGCAAACCACAGGCAGAGUACAGGGCUUGAGAUCCCCUUUGAAUCAGUCAUCCACCAAGACACCUGGCACUUCACACUCUCAGGGCCAGCAGGCUUCCUUGGCAAAGGGCAAUGGGGAUGAUAGGGGAGCUCUGGGUGAAGCCCACCAAAAGACCCCACCGAUGAGAGGAGGAAGACUGGGAAAGAUGAACCAGGAGGUGUCUGUUCAAACCUCACCUGUGGAGGACAGGUUUAGGUUUGACCUGCCUUUCAACAGAGGAUUGGGCAGCAUGUCCUCCACUGUUUCAUCCUCCAUCACAGAAUCUACACAGAACUUUGUCUGCACAUGCCAGCAGAGGCAACAGAGCAGCACCCAUCCAGCUCCUCCACCUCCACCACCACCACCACCACCACCCAUUCCCUCUUUGUUUUCUGGAGGUAUGCCCCUGCCACCACCUUUAACAGGAGGUGUCGCUCCUCCUCCUCCUCCUCCUCCUCCUCCCUUACCUGGGCUUGGACCUUGUCUACCACCACCUCCGCUACCGGGUAUGGGUCCUCCUCCACAUCUGCCUGGAAUGGGCCCCCCACUUCCGCCACCACCCCCAGGCCCCAUGCCCCCCAUGAUGGUCCAGGAAACUGCCCCUGGCAAGGCUCUGAUGGAGCCCCCCAAGCCAAUGAAGCCACUCUAUUGGACACGCAUACAGCUGCAUGCUAAAAAACACACUGGCUCACUGGUGUGGGAGAAAAUUGAGGAGCCAAUUGUAAACUUUGAAGAAUUUGUGGAAUUAUUCUCCAAAAGUGCUGUUAAAGAGAAGAAAAAACCAAUUUCUGACACAAUCAGCAAGUCCAAGGCCAAGCAGGUGGUGAAGCUUUUGAGUAACAAGCGUUCGCAGGCUGUGGGAAUUCUGAUGUCCAGCAUUCAUCUUGAUAUGAAGGACAUCUGCAAUGCUGUCCUAAAUAUGGACAAUACUGUCGUGGAUCUGGAGACUCUGCAAGCCCUUUAUGAAAAUAGAGCUCGGGAAGAUGAGCUGGACAGUAUUACAAAGCACAUUAAAUCAUCCAAAGACAAGGACACCAAGCCACUAGACAAGCCUGAGCAGUUUCUAUUCCAGUUGUCCCAAAUCCCAAACUUCUCAGAACGGGUGUUUUGCAUCCUGUUUCAAUCAACGUUCUAUGAAUGCAUCACCUCAGUCAUCCGCAAAAUAGAAAUUCUUCAGAGAGUAUGCAAGACUCUCAAAAGUAGUAAGUGUGUGUUGCAGGUGCUUGGCUUGGUGCUGGCUUUUGGCAACUUCAUGAACGGAGGUAACAGGUCCCGAGGGCAGGCUGACGGCUUCGCUUUGGACAUUCUGCCAAAACUGAAGGACGUUAAGAGCAGUGAUAACUCCCAGAGUCUUUUGUCCUACAUUGUUGCUUACUAUCUAAGGCACUUUGAUGAGGAUGCUGGCAGAGAGACGCGCCUCUACCCUUUGCCCGAGCCCCAGGACCUUUUCCAGGCCUCCCAGAUGAAGUUUGAGGACUUUCAAAGCGAUUUGCGCAAGCUGAGGAAAGACCUCAACGCAUGCUCGGCUGAGAUGGGGAGAGUUUGCAAAUUGUCCUGUGAAGAGAACCUACAACCCUUUAAGGACAAGAUGGAGGAAUUUCUUAGCCAAGCUAAAACUGAGCUGGAAACGCAGGAGAAGCAGCUGGAAGACAGCCAAAAGAUAUUCUUGGAAUUGAGCGCGUCCUUCUCGGUGAAACCCAAGGCAGGAGAGAAAGAGGUCUCUCCCCACACUUUCUUCUCCUUUUGGCAUGAGUUUUCUUCCGAUUUCAAAGAGCAGUGGAAGAAGCAGAAUAAGCUGAUAUUACAGGAACGGGUCAAAAUGGCUGAAAAGUGCUUCAAACAGGCCAGGGAGAAGGCUUCCUACAAUGUGAAACCCAAACACGCAACUGGAAUAAAAGCAAAGCUGGGUCAGAAGAUCUGAAGCAGAGAAUGGAAAAUUAUCAUCACUAAGCCUAUUGCAUAAGCACCGUUUGUACAGUCUGACAUGACUCACCAGUCAUUUUUAACAUGUAUUUGUUUUCAAUUGAUUUAGAGCUGUUUAUUGUGUGUUGGUUCAAAGUUGAUAUUAUGCAGACAUUAUUUAAAAGUGGAAUGAAAAAUCACAUUGUCAGCCAGCCUUUGCUAGCAUUAGCAUAAUUGAAUGAAACAUUGCUACCAAAAGACAUCCUUAAGCUAAGAUUAAGUGUGGUUGAGUCAUGCCAGAAAGUGCUCACUGGAGUCUGAAUUUGUAGCAAGACUAUAUCAAAGCUUUUUCAGUAAUUUAUAAGCCAUAUGUAGCCUAUUUUCCUUUAGUGCAGUUCCUAAGCCUGGUUUACUAGGAAGGCAUGGCCACUUACUCAUUCUAUCUCCCUUAAUGGUGAAAAAGCACAGAAUUUUGUUACAUUUCUAUAUGAUAGGUACAGUAGGGGUCACCUGCCACAUGGAAAGUGCCUUAUCCCAUUGUGAAGUGGUCAAGGUGCUGUACAGUGAAGCUAUAUUUGAAGCAUAUCAUCUGUAAUGACAUGUUGCAUGUAAAGAAUAUAAAUCAGACAGUCUUAGUUUCAUCAAUCUAGUGAUAGUUUUAGGUACAAAACCUGUGUUUUACUGUUUUUUUUUUUUUUUUUUUUUUUUUUUUUUUUUUUUUUUUUUUUUCUCCCCAUCCAGCAAGGCCCUGUAUACCUAAGUGGUGUGAUCUGACACUGACCUAUCAUUUUAAUCAGCAGAAUUGACUUGCUUAGCUUUAAGCAAAAUUUUAGGUAGUUUUUGCUUCUCUUGUGAUAUGCAAUUGAGCAAUAUAAUAUUGUAAUAUGUUUAUGUUCAUCACCAGUUUGUGUUGAUUGAAUAUCCUGAGCCAUGAAAAAAUAUAUUUAUUGAAUAAA